Messenger RNA from Phanerochaete carnosa HHB-10118-sp, 792 nucleotides. RefSeq lists its product as uncharacterized. The coding region runs from base 1 to 792 and encodes 263 amino acids. The transcript is spliced from 2 exons. Lineage: Eukaryota; Fungi; Basidiomycota; Agaricomycetes; Polyporales; Phanerochaetaceae. The record is from RefSeq and is a predicted model, not a curated record.
AUGACCGAGCUGCUGCACCAGCAGAGCACGUGCUCGCCCUUGCUGCACUUCUCAUAUGACACCACCGCUGCUGCCUUGGAGGCAGGCCUGUUCUCACACCUGCUCUCACUGCACAUUCACAUGUCCCUCGAAGAGUGCUUUGCGCUGUUUGCCAUGAGCGGGCCCUGCCUCAUCUCACCUGUCCUUGCUGGUGCUGGCAUCAGCAUCGCAGCUGUGCAGGCACCCACCCUAGUGGCAGUAGCAGCAGUGGCCAGCAGCCCAUCCCAGCCGUUCAGGCCUGCACAAGUGCCUGAGCUUGUCUGCCCCUGCUGUUCGUCUCUGUUUGUCUCUCCUCCUCCUCCUAAAUUGGUUUUCACACCCAUGACUGAGCUGCUGCACCAGCAGAGCACGUGCUCGCCCUUGCUGCACUUCUCAUAUGACACCACCGCUGCUGCCUUGGAGGCAGGCCUGUUCUCACACCUGCUCUCACUGCACAUUCACAUGUCCCUCGAAGAGUGCUUUGCGCUGUUUGCCAUGAGCGGGCCCUGCCUCAUCUCACCUGUCCUUGCUGGUGCUGGCAUCAGCAUCGCAGCUGUGCAAGGUGAGUCAUCGCUGUUCACACUCGUGUGCCUGCUGCACGCGCUCAGCUUUCCCAAGGGCCAGCCCCUGCCGCAGAUGCACGCGCCCCUCUUCGAAGGUCCACUGCCUGUGUGCUCAUGCUCAGAAGGCCAGCCUCCACUGCAGAUGCGUGGCCUCUGUGCUGCGCGUGGACUAUUUUGCCACGCUGAGGCCAGUGAGUGGUCAUGGACAUAG